Striga hermonthica is the source of this 738-nucleotide messenger RNA. The record is from the annotation of a GenBank genome assembly. Lineage: Eukaryota; Viridiplantae; Streptophyta; Magnoliopsida; Lamiales; Orobanchaceae.
AUGUCCGUAAGCGACGAAUUUCAAGCUAAUAUUGAAGCCUUGCCGAAUAUACUGCAAAGAAAAUAUGCCUUACUGCGAGACUUGGAUAACAGCUUACAAGAAAUACAGAGGCAAAACGAGCAGCGUUGUGAGCAAGAAAUAGGUGAUAUGAAGCGCAGUAUAAAGUCCGGUAGCAUCACUCCAAAUUCAUUUCUCCUCAAAUUCUCUGAUGAUGCUCUUGAUGAGCAGAAACAUGCCAUCAGGAUUGCUGAUGAAAAAGUCGCAUUGGCUGUCCAAGCUUAUGAUUUGGUGGACACUCACAUUAACCAGCUUGAUCAAUAUUUGAAGAAAUUUGAUGAAGAUCUCCGUCGUGAAAGAGAUAACAUGGCUGGCAGUGGAUCUCCUCAAAUGCAAGAUAACAACGUGAAAGCUGGAAGGUCUGGCGAAACUAGUAACAGAGGGCGUAAAAAGACACGUAUGGCUACGAGUGCUUCUGGCUCAGCCUCGGCCUCAGGAAAUGCAGGUGCACCAACAGCAAUAAACACAACUAGCAUGGAAUUGGAUCUACCAGUUGAUCCCAAUGAGCCGACGUAUUGUUUGUGCAACCAAGUCAGCUAUGGAGAAAUGAUUGCUUGCGACAAUCCUGAUUGCAAGAUUGAGUGGUUCCACUAUGGCUGUGUAGGGCUAAAAGAACCACCAAAAGGGAAAUGGUAUUGCUCGCAAUGUGUUGGAACCCAAAGACGUCGGAAAACAAAAUAA